CGCUCGGAAACCGAGACAAGCCAGUCGCAAGCCGAGUGACGCUAGUGCGGCGGGUUGCGGACGAUUUUUUAUGCCUGUAGUUGUCGUGCAGCGCACUUUGUCGGUGCUUACUAAGGGUCUUUCGACCAAAAGCAGCGCGAGAAUAUCUGUAGGGUCAUUGGUCCAACGUCAGAAAGGAACUCGAGCUCUGCACGCGCGAUCGCCAUCGGCUAGCAGCAGUUUCGGGCGCUGUGUUGCAUUCCGUCACCCGUUCCUGUCAGGAUCCCGUUCCAGCGCGAGCCAAACAAUGUCGGAGUGCAGUAGCCUCGAAAGCAUUCCCGAAGUGAAGCUCGACAACGGACGUUUCAAGUACGUUCUCAUCAAAGUGCACGACAAGAGUGACCCCGACCGUACCAAGCUGCUGGUGCGGGGAUCCGCAUCGGCUACAUACCAUGCGGAUAUCUACGAGAGGGAGAUGAGCAAGAUAGAAAGCAACGCUGAAUUGGAGACGGAGUGCUUGGGUGGCGGCAGGAUCAUCCACAAUCCGGACUGCGGUGAGAUCAAGGUGUUCGGAUACUCCCAGGGAUACGGCCAGGCGGAUCACAGCAAGGCCGUGGAAAUACUGAAACGCAACUUCCCGGAGUACACGUCCAUUACGUGGUCCAACGAGGGAUACUAACCGUGACAAUACUUCGCACUGUAUUGUCAAUUGUAUAGCCCACUUAGUAAUUUAAAAUAAAGUAGCCACGACACCGUU
Molecule: messenger RNA, 736 nt
Organism: Rhipicephalus sanguineus (brown dog tick)
Lineage: Eukaryota; Metazoa; Arthropoda; Arachnida; Ixodida; Ixodidae
Product: 14 kDa phosphohistidine phosphatase
Exons: 1
Coding region: 71-658 (195 amino acids)
Biological process (GO): peptidyl-histidine dephosphorylation
Cellular component (GO): cytosol
Molecular function (GO): protein histidine phosphatase activity
Source: RefSeq, a predicted model, not a curated record